Hippoglossus stenolepis (Pacific halibut) is the source of this 899-nucleotide messenger RNA. It is a transcript of the gene calml4b, whose product is annotated as calmodulin-like 4b. Lineage: Eukaryota; Metazoa; Chordata; Actinopteri; Pleuronectiformes; Pleuronectidae. Bases 166 to 627 code for a protein of 153 amino acids. The record is from RefSeq and is a predicted model, not a curated record. Gene Ontology annotation, molecular function: calcium ion binding. The transcript is spliced from 5 exons. Gene Ontology annotation, cellular component: myosin II complex.
AUCUCCCUCCUCCUGCCCCCCCCCACCUCAGUGGCUCCUCCAUCUCCCUCCUCCUGCCCCCCCCACCUCAGUGGCUCCUCCAUCUCCCUCCUCAUCUUUCACUGGGAUCAGGUUCCUGAGCUGAAGAGCAGCCGUCACAGCAGAGAGCUGCCGGCCGGAGCCACCAUGGCAAAGUUCCUGACCCAGGAUCAGAUUAACGAGUUUAAAGAGUGUUUCUCUCUGUACGACUGCCAGCGGAGAGGAAAGAUCAAAGCUCAGGAGCUGAUCACAGUGAUGCGAUGUCUCGGCUCCAACCCCACCCCCCCCGAGGUCCAACGACACCUGCUGAGCCACAACAUAGGUCAGGGGGGGGAGCUGGACUUCUCCACCUUCCUGAGCGUCAUGCACCGGCAGCUUCAGCAGGAGGCGCCGGAGCAGGAGAUCCUGCAGGCCCUGAAGAUGGCCGACAAAGAGCACAAAGGCUUCGUCCUCGCCACUGAGCUGCGAGCGACACUCACCGGGCUCGGAGAGAAACUGACCAACACAGAAGUGGACGAGCUGCUGAAGGAGGCGGGUGUUGGGGCAGAUGGGCGGGUCCAUUGUGAACAGUUUGCUAAAGCGGUGACGCGCUCGUCUGCAAAACGCUGACGUCACUGCCCACAUCAUCACCGCUGUGACGACCUUCUCCUUUUAGAGGUCAUCUGUCAUUGGACGUUAAUCUGGUACCCGAGGCUCCAUCGAUUCAAUUUAACGGUUUUAGUUUCUUCAAUUUGUUUGAUCGUGCUCAAUGUAAGCUGAGAGUGAGCGCCCCCUCCUGGAUCACAAGGCAAAGUAUACACUUGUAGACGAAUAUUUUCUAUUUGAACUAAAAUCUGUCAAUUUAAUCAAUUAAUAAAAGGGAGAUCCCCAAAUAUAAUGUU